Molecule: messenger RNA, 1751 nt
Organism: Serpula lacrymans var. lacrymans S7.9
Lineage: Eukaryota; Fungi; Basidiomycota; Agaricomycetes; Boletales; Serpulaceae
Exons: 16
Coding region: 40-1560 (506 amino acids)
Biological process (GO): amino acid transport; transmembrane transport
Cellular component (GO): membrane
Molecular function (GO): transmembrane transporter activity
Source: RefSeq, a predicted model, not a curated record
UCCAAAGCCACAGAAGAAGACGAAGUGGAACUUGCGAGAAUGGGGUAUAAACAAGAACUCAGGCGAGAACUAGGCCUAUUGCAGAACUUUGGGGUUUCAUUCUCCGUCAUCAGUGUCAUUACAGGGAUUCCAUCCUUGUUCUUGUAUGGUUUAAACACUGGAGGUCCAGCUGUGAUGGUGUGGGGCUGGAUAAUAGUUGCCUUUUUCACAAUUUUGGUUGGGUUGGCCAUGGCAGAGGUCUGCAGUGCCCACCCCACCAGUGGUGGGCCAUACUUCUGGGCAGCCAUGCUUUCUGAGCCCAAACAUGCACCAUUGGCUUCGUGGAUCACCGGUUGGUUUAACCUUCUGGGACAGGUUGCCGUCACCACAGGAAUCAGCUUUGGGUGUGCUAAUUUUCUCUCAACUGUGUGUACAUUCGACAACAGUUUCGAGCCUACACCGAAGACAACCAUUGGUAUAUAUGCCGCAAUACUGGCCAGUCAAGGCUUAAUCAACACAUUUGGCGUUCAUCUCCUCAAGUAUCUCAAUAAUGUUUCAGUGUGGUGGCACGCUGUUGGAACGACCUCCCUCGUCAUAGCAAUUCUUGCUCGGGCACCAACGCAUCAAUCAGCUUCAUUUGUAUUCAAAACAUUUAUCGAUGGUACAGGAGUUUCUGGGAGCGAUGGGUGGGGUACACGUGCUAGCCAUGCAUACGUGAUGGUUAUUGGGAUACUCAUGGCCCAGUAUACCCUGACAGGUUUUGAUGCUAGUGCUCAGAUGACUGAGGAAACACGCAAUGCAGCAAUGGCAGGUUCCAUUGGGAUUGUGAUGGCUAUCGGAGUCUCAGCAGUUCUUGGAUGGUUUCUUAUCCUCGGCCUGCUGUUCUCCAUACAGGACCUCGAUAGUACUAUCAAUUCCCCGACAGGAGAGCCAGUCGCACAAAUAUUUCUUGACACCGUUGGUGAGCGCGGCGCAAUAGUACUCAUGGUUAUUGUGAUAGGGGCAAUGUACUUUUGUGGUACUUUCUCUGUGACUUCCAAUUCAAGAAUGAUGUAUGCCUUUGCGCGUGAUGGUGGCAUUCCUGGACACACAUUUUUUCAAAAAGUUGAUUCCAAACGAAAGUCGCCUGUGCGUACUGUUUGGUUGGCGUGCACUCUGAGCUUCAUUCUUGGUUUGCCUAGCCUCGGCAGUUCUGUCGCCUUUUCAGCUGCGACAAGUAUUGCUACCAUCGGAUUAUAUAUCUCUUAUGCGAUUCCCAUCGCACUCCGUGUUGUUUAUCGUGAUCGUUUUGUACGUGGGCCCUUUCAUCUUGGGCCAGCAUCCCUCCCCGUGGCUAUAACAGCCGUCGCAUGGAUUGGGUGCAUUGCGAUUGUGUUCAUUCUUCCACAAACGAAUCCUGUAGAUUCACAGACAUUGAACUAUGCUGUGGUCGCAGUCGGGAUUGUUAUUGCGUACAGUGUUGGAUUUUGGCUGCUAAGCGCAAGGAAGUGGUUCACGGGACCCAUAAAGCAGAUAUCCGCUGAGGAGUUGGGUGUAUCAAAACGCCUUAGUGCUGCAGGAUCUGCUCAAGCCACGCUGUAGGGUUAUUCCGGGAAUUACUAUACUAUAGAGAAAGUAGGAAGCGGAGAACUGGUUUGCACUUUCAGCUAUGCCUUGAUCAAAAGAUACUUUCCAACGUGGCGAAUGUUUACGUUAUUGUUUAACCUGCCUAAAGGAUACAGUAAUAUGACUACCUAUUAGACGUCAGUUAGUCGUCGCCACCGUGUCAUGGG